Pisolithus orientalis is the source of this 1965-nucleotide messenger RNA. RefSeq lists its product as uncharacterized. The transcript is spliced from 9 exons. The record is from RefSeq and is a predicted model, not a curated record. Gene Ontology annotation, molecular function: translation initiation factor activity. The coding region runs from base 57 to 1904 and encodes 615 amino acids. Lineage: Eukaryota; Fungi; Basidiomycota; Agaricomycetes; Boletales; Pisolithaceae. Gene Ontology annotation, biological process: translational initiation; formation of translation preinitiation complex.
CCUGCCACACAUUUCCGUACCAUAAUCGGAGAACUCUGCUUCAGCCUCUGCAUACGAUGUUCAAGAAACCCUUGUCUAAUCUGAAGACAUCUGCCCCACUUCGCAGCUCCGACAGGCGCAAGCUCAGACAGCGCGUCAUAGCGGCGUACAAUGUAUCCCCUGAAAUCGGGGACGUUCUCGUACCAGAAGGACUCCUAUCUCAGAAGUUCACGACAAAUAUGAAUGAGCAGGGUGUCGCGUACUGGUCACCCGAUGGUGAUCCUCUCUGGUUUAGCCUUGGAAAGGGCGCGGACGAGCUCAUUCCUACGGUAUACACACUAUGGAAGAAGUAUGACUUGCUUCCGUGUAUCACAACUCCAGCCUCGGUGAUACCUGUCCUAGUUGGAGGGGCUGAUCUCAUGAUACCUGGAGUUGUCCAGAUCCCUUCGUCGCAGACAGUGGUACCACCGCAACUAGUGGCUAUCGCAGAAUACACCAGCGACUACCCUACCACACGUGGACCACCGUUGGCAGUCGGACUUCUAGCAGCGGAUCUUGACAAAUUGAAAGCUGGAGGGAAGGGGAAAGCAGUGCGCCUCCUGCAUAGCUGGAAGGACUGUUUAUUUGCUAUUGGAAACAAGGCGGAUCCUCCGGAGGUAGUUGAGAUACAAGAAACCGGUGAGAGAAAUGAGGGACAGGAGGGAAAAACAGCCGAGAUAGAUGUCGUUGAACAGGACAAACCGGGUGCAGAAGUUCACGAAGCCGAAGGUACGGGGGAAGGCAAUGCAGGACCUCCCGUGGAAUCGACACCCGGGAAUUCGGUUCAGCAACAUCGUCCAGCGCCUCAGCUCUCCAAAGAAGAGGUGUCCACCAUAUUACGCAAUGCUGUAUUGCAAGCAAUACAUAGCACCCUCAAGUCCUUGCCAACCUCAUCAUUCCCGAUACCAGCGGGCACUUUCUACUCGUCGCACAUUCUACCUUACCGACCCGCGUUUGUCCGCAGACUCGUAACCGAGAUAGAUAACCCCCCUACAGCAUCAGGAGAUGAUGGUGGCACGUCGGAGUAUCCGCUGAUAGACAUCAAACAUUCCACCUAUAAGUCUUUGGCUGCCUUCCUCAAAAUAUUAGACAAGCAGGGUAUCUUGACAAUCAAGGACACGAAACCGGAACCUCUCGUAAUGAGUGUCUCCGCGUCCCACGCUGAGGUGCUGUCUCACACUCCGUACGUGUCACUCCGUGAUGUGCAACUCAAGGGAGAGAAGCGGGAGAAGAGAGAGGAGGAGGAGAGGGCCCGAGUACAUGAAAUGGAGAUCAAGGAACUGUGGAAACCACACGCAGCGAGCGGGUCAGAAAGAUUCUUCUCAGAAGGGGGUUUUGACUCUUCAGCCAUGUAUACGCACACGGAGCUGAAGGCGACGGUGAUCAAGUAUAUCACUGAUCGCCAGUUGACCAACGCGUACGAUCAGUCAUAUGUCAAUGUCAGCCAGGACGAGGUUUUACUUAGUACACUGGCUAGGAAGAAUGAGAGUGGUGAGAGUCUGGAAUUUUUGAAGCGUGAAGAGGUGGUACAGAGGUUGUCGGAAAAGAUGCAGAACUGGUACGAGAUACGAGCAGAAGGUCGGGACCCUCUGAUGAGGAAGGGACAGCUGAAACCCAUCUCUGUGGUAGCCAAGACGAGACAGGGUAGGAGGGCGAAUACGCUCAUAUCCGGUUUUGAGUCGUUCUUGCUGGAAGCUGAAGAGAUGGCAGAGGAGCUGAGGCGCAUCUGUGCAGGUGCCACUGGAGUGUCCCCCUUGCCGGGGAAACCGGUGAGGUCGGAAGUGUUGGUACAGGGGAAGCAGACCAAGGCUGUGGUGGAAUUUUUGCUAUCAAGGGGAGUACCAAAGAAGUGGAUAGAAACUGCCGACUUGACGGGCAAGAAGUGAAAUGCUUGUACUUUGAUGUUGUUAUUUCAAUCAAGUUGUAGUACCCACGCAUCCUAGUCAG